AUGAGCAGCAGCAGCAGCGCGCGCCGAGAGGAGGAGGACGGCGACCCCGUUGUGCGUGAGAUCCCCGUGCAUCUUGCCGAUCAGCUGCGCCACAAUCUCCACAUGGUACAAUUCCCGCUACGUCCAACGUACCGGCCAGUGCCAGAUCCCCCAAAGGCUGCGCGCAUGAAGCCUCGGAAUCAGAUGAUGCAGCUCGACUUUCCGGUGGACCAGCGCUCGGAGCACUACGACCAGGACGCAGAGGACUAUCUGAAGCAAAAGCAACUGCGGAUGCAGUCGUCUAACAUUCCGACGCUCACGAACUACGUUGUGGGCGUUUUCCGACAAGGACAGCUGCAUCUCACGCCUCUGACUUCGGUCAUGCAGAUGCGACCCAGUCUUGGGCACAUUGAUGAUGCGGUGGACGCAGAGGAGGAAGACAUAGAUGUAGAAGAGAAGGUCGAGCCGCCGCCAGCGGAGCUGAAGGAGGUGCAGUUUCAGUUCAAGAAGAAACAGUCGGAGCGCGCAAUCUCAGCGAUCCAGAACUCAUAUGCGUACAAGAAACAGCAGGUUGACGCCGAGAGCUGGAUUGAGCUCCAGGUGCAGGACAAAAAUAGCGCUGGCGCGGAGAAUGAGUUUGAGAGCUUGUUUAGUGAAAGAGAAGAGGAAGUGAUGUCAACGAUGACGCCAGAUGAGUAUAUCCAGGCGAUGCAGUACCGUGCGAUGAGCUCUGCACAUAAGUCUGCAGCUACGAGCACCUCGGCGCAGGCAAAUGACGACGUCGAGGAGAAAGUAGACGAAACAAAGGAACCCAUCAUCGGCCAGCUGCUUGACGGUGUUGAUGCAAAAUACUCGGACGUCUUGCGACUGCUUGCAACCGAUCAGAUCAUGCAUUUUGAUACGCUUGCAACGCUCUUGCCCGCGCGCAGCGAGAAAGAGCUUUUGGAUGCACUCAAGGAAGUAGCCGUGCAUGUGCGGGGGCGCCUGAUGCCGACUAGCACCUUGGUAUGCCGAGGAGAGACCACAGUGCGCACCCGCAACGAAAUCAUUACAGCAUUAGCGACGACACCCGCUGGCUUAUCGCGCUCGGAUCUGGUAGAAAAACGCUGCGUGGAUGCUGACGUAGCUAAAACCAUUUUGGCUGAGUUUGCUAGUUUGGAGCCAAAAACACGUAAGUGGACUUUCCGCCUGGGUCAUGACGACACUUUUACAAAGCGGUUCCCUGCCGUCGCAAAGAUCAUGAAGCUUGAGUCAGCAUAG
This is a messenger RNA of Hyaloperonospora brassicae, 1239 nucleotides long. NCBI's taxonomy places the organism in Eukaryota, Oomycota, Peronosporomycetes, Peronosporales, Peronosporaceae. The record is from the annotation of a GenBank genome assembly.